ACUUAUUGUACAUUUGGAGGAUGAAAUGUUAAUUUCUCUAAAACAUUUAAAACUUAUUGCAAGUAUGUUGGAUUUUAGAAACAAAGAAAAUACCAAUGUAGGACAAACAUACGCGCGAAAUCAUGGACGAUGAGGCAGACACACAAGCCUUGCUGAAUGAAACUGAAAGCAGUAGUUCUACCAGUGAAAAUGUAUCAACGAAACAAUGCUCGCCUUGUGAUCCUAGGACAGCACUUCAUCGAUACAUAUUUCUUGUAUUUAUAUGUAUUACUGGGGUAGGGGAUUAUUUCUGCGUGGAUACUCCAGCUGCGCUUCAAAAUCAUUUUCUGAAGGAUCUGAAUAUAUCAGAGACAAAAUUCAUGACAUUUUAUUCAAACAUACAAUGGGCCAGUAUAGUAUCGUGUAUAUUUGGUGUCUUUUUGAUCGACAAAAUAUAUGGAAACAGACUUGGCAUGAGUCUAUAAAUGUGACGGUGUAAUGUUAAUCCCAAUAAAUCAAACCAGGGGCCGUAUUCAUUAAGCAUCUUAAGUAUAAGUUUUAACUUAAGUUGAAGAUUUUACUUAAGUUUGUGGUGAUUUCAGCUUAAGUCUA
Molecule: messenger RNA, 591 nt
Organism: Mercenaria mercenaria
Lineage: Eukaryota; Metazoa; Mollusca; Bivalvia; Venerida; Veneridae
Product: major facilitator superfamily domain-containing protein 1-like
Exons: 2
Coding region: 123-464 (113 amino acids)
Source: RefSeq, a predicted model, not a curated record